CAGUUGAGGCAUAGGAACUUGAACGCCAUUUUAGUACGAUUGUACUAUGACCAUUGACGAACCCAACUUCCACGCACCCAUCGCUUUUUUGAGGGACAACGGAUCAAGGAGAACAGUUGCGACUUGCCCAUAGCCAUGGAAAACAAUGUCGAAAAUAACGCUGCUGCAUCAUCGACAGAAUAUGCAAAUUCAACCGGAGAAGCCCCGUCCCAUGACGCCCCGCCCACGUUAUCUUUGGCCAAUCAGGACAGAGCAGACCAAGAAAACGACAAAACCGACACAAGCUCCGGGGAGAAACCCGCGGGAGCCAAAUACACCUACCAGCAGAAAGCCACAUUUGCCAGCGCUGUGCUGACUUCACUGGCAAGCAUGAUGGCCUUUUCCAUUAUUUCUGUUUUCUACCCCAUCGAGGCAAAGGCAAAAGGGAUGUCACCGACUGUAAUUGGACUGGUGUUUAGCGCAUUCGCCUUCUCUUCAGGAAUUGGAUCACCAAUUUGGGGCAAAAUUAUUCCUGUUUUGGGAGCUCGUUUCAUUUUUCUGGCAGGAGCGUUCGUCACAGGUGGAUGCAAUCUCUUGUUCGGGUUCGUUAUUGACAUGCCAACCUACGCAACUUUCACUGCGUUCAGCUUCGCCAUAAGGCUCUUGGAGGGGCUUGGCACGUCGGCCACAUUUACUGCGUCAUCGGCCAUUGUGGCGUUUAACUUUCCCGAGAACGUCGGAACAGCAGUGAGCUUGGUCGAGAUGGCGGGAGGGCUGGCAUUAGCAAUCGGACCAGCAAUUGGUGGUGUGCUUUAUGAUGCUGGCGGCUUCAGGCUUCCGUUCUUUGUUCUGGGCGGGGUUGUUCUAGCAAUAGAUGUCGUCAAUUUCUUCUUAUUGCCUCAGUCAGGAAACAGAAAAGAAGAGUCUGGUCCAAUGAUUCGAGUUCUGAGCAUACCGGCCAUUUGGGUGGCCUUCCUGGCUGGUGUUGUGGCCGCGACUUGCUUCGCAUCCAUCAGCCCAACAUUAGCGGUUUAUUUAAAAAAGCUUGAUUUCACUGUGAUGCAGAUCAGCUUACUCUUUCUAGGUUUCGGUUUAUCUUACGCAAUUUUCUCCGUUAUUUGGGGAGCUGUUGCGGACGCAAAGAAAGCCACACGAAUUAUGAUCGUCAUCGGAGCAUUUGGCAGCGCACUUUUCUUCCUAUUCCUCGGACCGUCGCCAUUGCUGAACAUGCACUCCUCCAAGCUGCUUGCUAUUCUUGUCAUUCCCACUGGCACCAUAAUGAUUAGCUUGAUCGUUAUGCCGACGUUUGUGGACAUGUUCAGCUCAGCAGAAUGGUAUGGUAUUCCUAACAACCUUGGGUUGACGUCCGUAAUAUCUGGCAUCUGGUUGGGUGCAUUUUCAGUCGGGUCUUUGAUAGGGCCCUUGCUUGGGGGCGCCCUGACGGAGAUUUAUGGAUUUGCUUUUUCGACUACAAUUCUUGCUGGUGUUUUAAUCAUUGUCUUGAUCGUGGUGUGUCUGUUUGGAGUCUGGGAGUAUCGCUGUGGCAAAGGGAGACGGGUCCCGAGAUCACGGCUAGAGAUGGAGGCUAACGCAACUAACGAGGAACAGAAGCCACUUAUUUCCAGUGAUGUGUGACGGGCGUUGCUGAAUAAUUCCUCCAAGUCACCUAUUGCUGGUCAGAUCUCACUAAUUAACUGACUGACGUACAGACAAUUUACGUGUGAAUUAGACUUGCUUCAGUCUCCACCUUCGCCAAAUUAUUGACUCGAGUGACUACGGCAUUGGACCCUUAGACCAAAUUAAUUUGGGACUAGCUUUAAAACAUUCCAAUGAGUGACAUUGAUAAUAAACUUAACAUAAACAUAGCAAGCUGGGAACAAACGAUCCCAAAUAAUUAACACCAUUUCCGCCUUAUUUCACAAUUGUUUUACCAGUUUUCCAGCAUAACUACCAACCCACCAGAUGUUUCUACUACUAAACUCUAAAAGGGCCGGGUUAUUUUCAAUUGACCAUCUCUCAGCCCAGGAAUUCUCUCCCCCCCCCAAGAUCGCGGACAUCGAGUGACGAAAGAAACUGAAACUCGGAACAUGCAUAGAGCAACUCUUCAUAAACAUACCCAGGAAAUUUCGUCACUAUAGGUCAAGGGUUUCGGAAUUAUAGCUAAUUAAUUAUUCAUAUGUAAAAAUGGCAAUUCUGCUCUGUGCACAAGACGUGUAUUG
Patiria miniata (bat star) is the source of this 2198-nucleotide messenger RNA. RefSeq names its product MFS-type transporter SLC18B1-like. The transcript has 14 exons. Gene Ontology annotation, molecular function: voltage-gated chloride channel activity. Bases 136 to 1614 code for a protein of 492 amino acids. The record is from RefSeq and is a predicted model, not a curated record. Gene Ontology annotation, cellular component: membrane. Gene Ontology annotation, biological process: transmembrane transport; chloride transport. Lineage: Eukaryota; Metazoa; Echinodermata; Asteroidea; Valvatida; Asterinidae.